AUGCAGUUUCUUCCAGCUACCAAACUUUCUGUUCAGCCAGCCAGUUGGCGGCUUAGGAAAGGAAAGGCAGGGGCCUCUGUUUCUCCUACAUCUAAGGUUGUUAGCCCUUCAAAGGCUAAUGAGUCUAAUACUACUGUUCUACCCUUUCCUCCUUCUUCAGAUGAUCAAUCGGGCGCUAAGAAGAGAUCUCUGCCAGAAGAGGCCGAGAGUGGUAGUGGGACUCAGGUUCAGCCCGAAGUCACUCAAGGCAAACGGGCUAGGAUUUCUCCUGCGGAGGUUUCUGAGGCUGCUUCGAUUGUCCCCCAAGUCAUUAUUCCUUCUUCUCCUCCGAUUGCUUUAGUGUCAGCUUCAGUCCCAGUUGUGGAGAUUCCUGAGGAAGAAAGGGAAGCUCCUUCUGCUAAGAUCGCCGAGGAGGAAUUACUCCAGGGAGGAGAAAGGCAGCAUGAAAAUCCUCAAGCAGAUGAUGAAUGUGGGGUAGACAAUAUGACUAAGCCAAAUUUGGAAGAGCCUACUCCUGAAUCGCCGGUACAAGAGGAAGCUUUAUGCCCCCUAGUCCUCGAAGAGACACUACCAGAAGAUGUUAUCCCUCCUUCAAAGCCGGUUUAUGAAAAUGAGAGAUUCUGUGCUGCUGCACAAGUGGAUCGGUCUGAUUUUUUGGAGCCCUGGAUUCCCUUUGCCGGGCCUAUCCAAACUUUACAGCAUCUUUUGAAAGUGCCAAAGCAGACUUGGGAGGAUUGGCUAACAAAUUUAAACAAAAUGGUUCUUCUUCCCAAGAAUCAGAAUUUGGAGACAGAAUUGGCUCAAGCGAAAGAGAAGAUAGAAGUUCAACACAAAGAAUUUGCUGAUCAUGAGGUUCUAUUGAGGCAAGUGAGCUGGCGCUUGAAAACUUUGGCUGAUCAGAUACUGACAACUAUGGCUUUGACUCAGAAGAGUCUGAACAAAGCUGAUGUGGAAGUCGGGCUGGAGGUGUGGAGAGGGAAGUUGAAGCAAAUUCACCAUGAUAAACUCCGUGUAGACACUCUACAUUUUUUGGACAAGAUAAAAACCAUGCUGGAUCUGCUGUUGUAA
This is a messenger RNA of Prunus armeniaca (apricot), 1068 nucleotides long. NCBI's taxonomy places the organism in Eukaryota, Viridiplantae, Streptophyta, Magnoliopsida, Rosales, Rosaceae. The record is from the annotation of a GenBank genome assembly.